AGCCAUGGGAGAAGGACUACUAGCUCUAUCAGGGUCAGAGUCCAAUAUCAAUCGAACUUCAGGUGAUUGCAGUGACGUCAUAACUCGAAGUCGGUCCUCUUCCUCAGCCACCCCUGUUUUAGUUCUGAGCACAUUGGUCGCUCUCUGUGGUUCCUUUGGCUAUGGCUGUGCUGCAGGAUAUUCAUCAUCAGCUGAAUCAGGAAUUGUGGAAGACUUGGGCCUUACUGUUGCAGCAUACUCAGUUUUCGGUUCAAUAAUGACGAUUGGGGGAAUGAUUGGUGCAUUAGUAAAUGGGAAGAUAACGGAUCUCAUUGGUCGUAGAGGUACAAUGUGGUUGUCUGAAAUAUUCAAUGCUACAGGGUGGCUCACUAUAGCAUUUGCACAGAAUGCUUGGUGGCUGGAUUUAGGACGGUUGUCAGUGGGAUUUGGCGUCGGUAUAAUUUGCUACGUGGUACCUGUAUACAUAGCAGAAAUAACACCUACUGAUCUUAGAGGAAGGUUUACUUCAGCUACUCAGUUGAUGCUUAGUUUUGGCUUCGCACUAACAUAUUUCCUUGGAAAUGUCAUAACCUGGCGGACCUUGGCUGUAAUCGGUGCUAUUCCAUCUCUUGUACACAUUAUAGGUUUAUUCUUCAUUCCAGAGUCUCCAAGGUGGCUGGCCAAAGUUGGCAGGCGAAAAGCCUUCGAAGCGACUCUUCAGCAUCUUAGAGGAAAGAACACUGACAUAUCUCAAGAAGCAGCUGAAAUAAUAGAUUAUACAGAAAUGUUUCAGCAGCACUCAGAAAGAGUCCUGGACUUGUUCCAAAAGAGAUAUGCUCACUCACUCGUUGUUGGAGUUGGGCUCAUGUCACUGCAACAAUUUGGGGGUGCCAAUGCAGUAGCUUUUUAUGCAAGUUCUAUAUUUGUGGAUGCAGGUUUUUCAAGUAGCAUUGGGACUACAUCAUUGGCUCUCAUUUUGAUACCUGGUGUUGCAUUGAGUGUGCUCUUAACAGACAAAGCUGGAAGACGACCACUUCUAAUGGUUUCUGCUGGCGGAUUGUGCUUGAGUGCCUUUCUUGUGGGUUUGGCAUUCAGCUUUCAGGACCUCCACCUGUGGAAGAAGGUCACUCCCAUUUUGGUUUACAUUGGCUUGUUGGGUCAAAGUGUAUCAUACGCAACAGGCAUGGCAGGAUUACCCUGGGUUAUUAUGUCAGAGAUAUACCCCAUGAACGUUAAAGGUUCAGCUGGAAGCCUCUUGAGUUUGGUAAAAUGGUCUUGUGCUUUUAUAGCAACAUACACCCUCAAUUUCAUGAUGGACUGGAGCUCGGCAGGAACAUUCUUCUUCUUCUCAGCCAUUUCCGGCAUUACACUUCUGUUCGUGGCAAAGCUGGUGCCGGAGACCAAAGGCCGAACCCUAGAAGAAAUACAAGCAUCAAUACAAACAAGAAUUACCCAUUUUCCUCUGACUAUAAGAUAAACCAUGUCUAUUCCAAAGGCUGCAUUAUUUCCAUUAUAGUUACCCAACUGGCAGCCAUUCAGGGUCUCCUAUUGAAAAAAGGAAAGCAUGCCAUACAAAGAAUAGUGAAAGCCAUGAACUUUAUUGCUUAAAUGUUAAAAAGCCAUAAACUUUGCACAUCUUCAUGUUCAGAAAGUACCAACUUUGUAUGAAACUAGGGUGUUUUACUCAGAUUUUAAGCUUGUCACACACUUUUCAA
Rosa chinensis is the source of this 1694-nucleotide messenger RNA. Its product is annotated as sugar transporter ERD6-like 5. Gene Ontology annotation, cellular component: membrane. Gene Ontology annotation, molecular function: sugar transmembrane transporter activity. NCBI's taxonomy places the organism in Eukaryota, Viridiplantae, Streptophyta, Magnoliopsida, Rosales, Rosaceae. The transcript is spliced from 18 exons. The coding region runs from base 5 to 1456 and encodes 483 amino acids. Gene Ontology annotation, biological process: transmembrane transport; carbohydrate transport. The record is from RefSeq and is a predicted model, not a curated record.